This is a messenger RNA of Drosophila montana, 3049 nucleotides long. It is a transcript of the gene sktl, whose product is annotated as skittles. Gene Ontology annotation, molecular function: 1-phosphatidylinositol-4-phosphate 5-kinase activity. Gene Ontology annotation, biological process: phosphatidylinositol phosphate biosynthetic process. The record is from RefSeq and is a predicted model, not a curated record. NCBI's taxonomy places the organism in Eukaryota, Metazoa, Arthropoda, Insecta, Diptera, Drosophilidae. Gene Ontology annotation, cellular component: plasma membrane.
UACAAAGUUGACUCACACUGCGCGUAUGACUUGGCCAGCUGGGCUGCGGCGCUUCCAUCGAAAAAUAGAAAUACAAAUAAAAAUAAAAAAGGGAAAAGGAAAAGAGAAAAGAUUUCACUUUGUGUUCAAUAUCAAUCGAGUGCCUAGAAAAUUGUUGUUGUUGUAUAGAUGUGUGUGCGCGAGUGAGUUUCAUUUUUCUAGGGGCUGCGCGAGACGUUCGGGGUCGUCAUGCGGCUGCCGCAGUCGCUGCUACGCGAAACAUAAAAGAAAUUUGCUGUUUGCCGCUGCGCCGACGUCAUCAGAGACACACACACAGACGCACACACUCACACAGACACUGCCAGACAGUCACUCAUUGAAAUUGUUGUUGGAUUUUUGUAAAUUAUGAAAGCAAUUUAUCAACUGGAAAUCUAACAACAAACAGCGAAGCUGCAGCAAGAACAACGCCAACUACAACAAAACGAAACGACGAAGAAGAAGCAAUAACAGAAAAGCAGAAAAGCAAAAAAAAAACAACAAAAAGAACGCUCUCUCUGAUCGUGCAGGCAACAACAGGAACCAGAGCUAAAAGCAGCGCAGCAGCAGAGCUGUUUGCAUUUGUGUGCGUAAAUAAAAGAGAGAAGCCAAAUCGAAGAACUCGCACCGCUCAGCAGACGAGUUGGAGCGCUAGACGAGACCACUUCCAAUACAAGCGCAGCAGCAGCGACUUGUUGCUCACUCACACACGCACACAGGCACGCUUUAUACGAAAACGUUGUGUUGUUGUGUGCGUGCGUUUGACCUUUGGCGGCGUUUCCCCCAGAGCAUUUUUGUGUCAAAAUGGAGACACACAUCCAGCUGGAGCUGCAGCCGCUCGAAAAGCAGCACAGCAGCAGCAAGGAUCCGGCCGAUUCCACGGAGGAGCAACUGGAGCAGCUGCAGCCGCUGCUCCUGACGCCCAAAAACAACAACAACAAUGGCAGCUCGGUCAACUCGAUACAUGAGCAGCCGCAGCAGGUGCAACAGGUGCUGCAGGUGUUGCCCGCAUUGCCGCCGAGCACACCGACGCCGCUGGCGGCCGGCACGUCGCGUCAACUGUUCAAAGAGGCGGCGGCGGCACACGGCGGACUCGACUCGCUGGCCUUGGUGCAGCAGGAGCAGAACUAUAUUGCGGCCACACAGCUGCCCAUGCCGGAUGCAACGGUCUCACGGAAUCCCUCGACCACCGGCGGCCGGCACGAGAAGAAGAUCGGUCAUCGGCGGGUCGCCGAAGGCGGCGAGGUCACCUACAAGAAGAUCCAGUCGAAGCAGAUAAUGGGCUCCAUUCAGCUGGGCAUACAGCAUACGGUCGGCAGUCUGGCCAAUAAGCCGAAGCGGGAUCUGUUGAUGAACGAUUUCUGGGAAAUGGAGACGAUCGCCUUUCCGCCCGAUGGCUCCUCGCUGACGCCGGCGCAUCAUUACAGCGACUUCCGGUUCAAGGUUUAUGCGCCGAUAGCGUUUCGUUAUUUCCGAGAUUUGUUUCACAUCGAACCGGAUGACUUUCUCAUGUCGAUGUGCGCGUCGCCGAUGCGCGAACUAUCCAAUCCGGGCGCCUCGGGCUCCAUAUUCUAUCUGACCGACGACGAUGAGUUCAUCAUCAAGACGGUGCAGAAGAAGGAGUGCGAAUUCCUGCAGAAACUGCUGCCCGGCUACUAUAUGAAUCUCUCCCAGAAUCCGCGCACGCUGCUGCCCAAAUUCUUUGGACUCUACUGUUUCCACUACAACUCGAAGAAUGUGCGGCUGGUGGCGAUGAACAAUCUGCUGCCGUCGGACAUUAAGAUGCACGCCAAAUACGAUCUGAAGGGUUCGACGUUUAGGCGCAAGGCCUCCAAGGCGGAACGCCAAAAGGCGAGUCCCACCUUCAAGGAUCUCGACUUUGCGGAGCAUCAUCCGAAUGGCAUUUUCCUGGAGGCGGACACCUAUACGGCUCUGAUGAACACCAUCAAGCGGGACUGCAUGGUGCUCGAGAGCUUCCAGAUCAUGGACUAUUCCCUGCUGGUGGGCAUACACAAUCUGGACAUUGCGGCCAAGGAGAAGCGCGAGGAGCGCAUUCGCAACGCGCGCGCCAAGCUGCAGCGACGCGAGGGCGGCGGCAAUGUUGCCCCGCUUGCCACGGACGACGAUGCGCCCGAGGCGGAUCAGCUGAACCAGCUGCAGCCGGUCUCCUCCUAUGCCUCCAUACCGGGCACCUCGGCGUCGGCGGCGGCGGGUCUGAAUCGGACGCGCAGCAUGAAUCGCCAACGUCUGGUGGCCCAUUCGACGGCCAUGGAAUCGAUUACCGCCGAUCUGGAUGCCACGCUCGAGGAGGGCGUGGACGAGCCCAAGGGCGGCAUACCAGCCCGCUCGGAGAACGACGAACGCCUGAUGUUGUACAUCGGUAUCAUCGACAUCCUGCAGUCGUAUCGGCUGGAGAAGAAGCUGGAGCAUACGUUCAAGAGCAUAUUGUAUAAUGGGGACACGGUGUCCGUGUGCCGGCCCUCGUUCUAUGCGAAACGCUUUCAGGACGCGAUGGGCAAGCAGGUGUUCAAGAAGACGCCCACAUUUCCGCUCAAACAUUCCCCCUCCAAGCGCAAGACAUCCGCCACCCAGCUGCGCACCCCGCUCACCCGCACGCCCACCCUUGCGGCGACGCCUGCGAACAGCGGCAGCGGAGCGGCGCGUCCCGUUGCGCUGAACAUGCUGUCGGGCAUGUCGACACCGCCGCCCGCUUUUGAUGAUCUCCGAGGAGGACAUCACCGCCGGCGCCUCGACCACAACGCUGCAGCAGCGCACGAGCCUUGGCCAUAUGUUGCCGCAUCCGCAUCCGCGCCUCCAGUCGCCCUACUCCUACGACAGUUCGAUGCGCAGCAGCAGCGCCGCCCUGACCAGCGACGACUACAGCGAUGACGAGGAGUCGAACGCGGGCGGUGGUCAGGUGCGCCUCCAGCUGCAGCCGGAUCAGCGCAACGGAUUGAGCGACAGUCGCCGCGCGUCGCUGCAGCGCGCUCUGCACCUGACCAAGACGACGGUGCAGGUGACCACGGUCGGUUAU